This is a messenger RNA of Danaus plexippus (monarch butterfly), 2091 nucleotides long. Its product is annotated as cyclin-dependent kinase inhibitor 1-like. Gene Ontology annotation, biological process: regulation of cell cycle. Gene Ontology annotation, molecular function: cyclin-dependent protein serine/threonine kinase inhibitor activity. Gene Ontology annotation, cellular component: nucleus. The coding region runs from base 160 to 708 and encodes 182 amino acids. NCBI's taxonomy places the organism in Eukaryota, Metazoa, Arthropoda, Insecta, Lepidoptera, Nymphalidae. The transcript has 2 exons. The record is from RefSeq and is a predicted model, not a curated record.
GCUUGUGACUAGAGUCGCUCGAGUGUCGAGUCGAGUGAGUCAGUACUCAGUCGGCAGGCGAGGAACGCACCGCGUGCACGUGUCACACGAAGCGUUGUUUACGAUACGCUUGUUAUAAGUGAAAUGAUAUUUUGAGUUUUUAUUUGUUGAUAGUUGCGGAUGACAAGUGUAUUCGGUGGACUAAACAUGUCUGCGUUGAGUGUGAGAGCGCCGGGGCUGCAGGCCACCGCAUUGGACACUAGGUCUCUGAGAGUCCACGGCGUCACGACCUUGGAUGGAGUCAGGAGAAACCUGUUCGGUUGUACGGAUAGAGAAGAGAACAGGAGGUUCGUAGAGAGAGAGCUGGCCAGGCAGCUGGAGCUCGACAGCCAGAGAUGGGGCUUCGACUUCGCGAACGAACAACCUCUGCCCGGCGCCCAGAGAUUCGCUUGGCAAUUGGUACCAGCUUCGAGUAUACCGGCCGCCUUAAGAAGAUCUCCGAUCACCAUCACCCCCAAGCCGAAGCCGGCUCAAGACACGAUGGUAUCCAGCCCGGAGAACACAAAAACACAGAAGAGAAUAACAGAUUUCCUGAAGCCAAGGAAACGUCUGCCGAGCAACAAGAAGUCGCCGGCACACAAACACAAACAUGAGUGUGGACACGGAGCUCACCUCCGCCCGCCCAAAGUGGCGCGACUCACACAGACACACUUCAAACGGAACAGUUAGAGAUCACCGUCACCAUCACCUCGGCAGCUGGCCCGCGGACCCCGGCAGGUCGGAGUUUAACAUUAAUUUAUUUAAGCAUCGGAGAACAAUAUAAUACUGUUAAGUAGUCGUUAAGGUUUGGGGGCGGGAGUGACGUCAUCACAGCGCGACAUCACACCCGGCCGAUAUAUUUAUAAUGUGACAAUUAAUUGUAAGCUUAUUAUGAUCUCUUUGACAAGUAAACUAAGUUAUAUUAGAUGUAGUGUAGUGUAGUAUAAUGUAGUGUAGUGUGUAACGGCAACUGUAGCCGCCGCUGGGUCCUCUAGUGCACGAGGUUCAGUGUGCCGACGCAGGGAUCUGAAUAACUUGAAAGAUCGUACGACACAUGCAAAUAUGAUUUCCACAGGGCUCGUAUGAGAUUUCGACUUAUUGGAUCACAUGUUUGUUAGUUGGGACGAUGACAAGUACAAAUUACCCUCUACUACCCCCUACCACCCCCCACUACCCUCCCCACCUGCCCGCACCCUCUGUUGUAGUGGCGCGCUCAUAUUACAUGAUGGCUCUGCCUCUCCUGACCGCGACAUUUACACUAGCGACUAUAUGAUGAAUUGUAUUGUGACGGCGAAAGACAGAGGACUGUUCACACCCGGGACUAGACUAUAGACUAUGAACUAUCUAUGUGUGGUCUCUUAAACAAACACGCGCACGCAGGACCAUCCGCGACAGUUGGUUUUUGUUUGUGAGAUUACACCGUGUUAUAUUUAUACAUACAUUUAUAUAUUAUGAUUGUUUUUAUAAAUUAUAGGUGGCCGUUGUUCACUAUGAGAUUGUAUUGUUUAUAACCUGUAGGUAACUCAGAUGUACGUUCUUAUAAUAUGAAUAUACUGUAAUGUCGUCGUAACACCUGUGAUGUAUUAAAUAUGAUCUCAGAAUAUUAUUAUACUUUGCAAUUGUCGUUUAUAUAUGUUUAAAAUAAGCAACGGCUGGAGCUCCCGUCGGCCGUCGAGGGAAUGAGAGAUAAUUAAUACAUCAAAUUAUUAUUUUAUAUUAUUUUUUUUUUGUUAAUAUAUUACGUUAAUGUAUGUCCGUCCGUCCCGACACUGUAAAUAAUGUGCGCACUCGUGUAUUUAUUACCGGGACGGAACAAGAGAAUUGAAAGCUCCAGAGGCAAUCCUGUUCACACUUAGUCUUAAACGAUGUAAUGCAAGAGUCGUCCGACGGUCGCGCGACUCCACACAGCCGGACGACUCGGCACAGACAGUAAGGAACAGACAGUCGUGUGAAAUGUAAAUAGUUGACCGAUAUAUUGUAAUAAUGUUUAGUGUAUUGAGUUCAACAUCAGCAUCAUGAUAUGUGUUAUGUAUAAAACUUAAUAUUAGUAUAAAACAAAGCUUACAUACGGUA